Molecule: messenger RNA, 2673 nt
Organism: Nezara viridula (southern green stink bug)
Lineage: Eukaryota; Metazoa; Arthropoda; Insecta; Hemiptera; Pentatomidae
Source: the annotation of a GenBank genome assembly
AUGAAAGCAAAGUUUAAAGCAAGGAGGAAAAGGUUUCCAGCCAGAUUAAAAAAGAUCGAAGAAUUAUUACCUAAUUAUGGCAAAUUUAAAAUUGAGCUCAACGAAACUUAUAAUCUUUGCAAAAAAAUUCCAAGUCAAAGAAGUUUGCAAAUUUCUUCAAAUGGUCCAGAUAUCCCAUUGCCGCAGAACAUCGAUGAUGCCAAACUAAAUAUGCUGUGCACAAAUCCAAAGGAAAUGAAAUAUGCCUGGGAUGUGCUUAUGAGGUAUCAACAAGAAGAACUUGAAGACAAGAAACGUGAGACAGAAGUCAAUAAUGAGGAAUCUCCGCUGUGUCAUGAAAUGCGAGAAGGGCUCUUGGAUUUACAUGAUCUGAUCAUUGACGGCUCCGAGUGCGUCUUAAACGUUAAACAUGCAGCUGUUAAAAAAGAAAUAAAGAGAGUUGAAACUGAAAAGAAAUACCGUGAAGAUCUGGAAAAAAUAGUUUUCAGAAAUAAUGAAGAAGCUGAAAGAGAAUUGGUAGCAAUACGUGCAGGCUGGGAAGGAAUAAAAACUCUUAACAAUCCAUUGGAAAUUGAUAGAGGGACGAGUUUCUUAAGAGAAAAGUGUAAUGAUCUUCUACUUGGUAAAGAUAAGAUGAUAGAUUAUUUAAAAAAUGAACUUAAAAAUAAAGAUGAAAACUUUGUUCGUGAGUUGGAAAAACAAGGAUUAGAAAUUGACAUAUUGAUUGACAGAAUCGAGGAGCAGAUCAGUGUUUUAAAAAAUGCUUACUCCCUACAAUUAGAAAAACUUCAGGAAAUGAUUGAUAAUGAAAAAGAAGACAUUAUUAUCAAUAACAGAAAAAUUUGGGAAACACUGAUCAAAGAAAGAGAUGAUAUUGAUCAGGCUGCGGUUAACAUGAUAUAUAAACUCAUUGAAGAACACGAAUUGAAAAUUGAUAUGGACACUAUAGAACAGAAUGAAAAACAAAGAGCUCUUGACUAUGAAUUGAAUAGUGUUAUUCAUAAAAUGACCCUGGAACUUGAUCGCUUGAGAUCAAUGUGCACUCUUAACAUUGAAAAGAUUUCUUACAACUAUCAAUUGUUGUUGAAAAGACAAAGUUCAAAUCAGUUGAUAAAAAAUGAAAACAAAAGACGUAUUUUACAGCUAAGGAAUGAAAUAGAAGUAAUAAAAAAUAAAAUUAAAAUGGGAACUAAAGCUUUAGCCAAAGAAAUUAAUGACCAUGCUUCAGCCAUAGAUGCUCUUCAAAACAAUAUAAAAGAACUGGAAGAAAGGUCGACUACUCUAGCUGCGGCUAAUUCAAAGAAAUACUUUGCUUUGUGGGAUUUCAAUCAAAAAACAGCUGAAGACAUCUUACAUCAAAUAUUUGCAGGAGAUAAAAUUCUGUUUGAACAAGUCCUUUACAUGCCUUGGAUUGGGCCUUCAGAAAUCAGUUUUCCAAAAGAAGUCAUGCCUUCGUAUCGAGAAGGAUUAAGAAUUUGUGCAAGAGCUAGAAAAAAUAGAAUGGUUAACAAUAUAGCUGAAACUGCUGAAGAUAUAAAAGAAAAUGCUGAAACUAUGGAUUUAGUCAAAAUGAUUAUCAAGAAAUUGCCUUCUGCUUUUUCAUUUUUCCUAGAUACGCAUAUGAGGAACCAAGCAGUGAAGUUUGCAAAUGAAGAUCAAGCUUUAGUUGAGCUUGAUGCAAUUUUUAAUGCUCUUUCGGUUAACAGUAAAAAAGACAUGAUUCGUUUAGCAAAAUACUUUGAGAAAUAUAUAGUUUGCCCUGAUUGUUUUGGUGCCUAUUGUAGAGAAAAAAUGAACAGUAAAAUGGUUCAAACCGAAGAUUGGACAAAUCUUCAAGAAGAACCUGAAGGUACUGAUGAUGACGCAAAAGCUCCUGAAUCCAACAGUAUGUGUAUACUGACGGAACAUAUUAAGAACCAUUUGAAAAUUGUCACUGAUACGGUAUAUAAGGAAGUUCAUCAUUCUGACUAUGAACCACAGUUGAAUCAGGCAAUACAAGACAAACCUAAAAAUAAAAAUGAAGAAAUAGAUCAUGUGGAAAUAAAAGAAGAAGAUAUCAUUGAAAAACACAGAUUAUUUGGAAUGACAUCAAAUGAAUAUCCGAUUGAUUGGUACGUGUCCAAUUUGAAUGAAUCUUGUUUUGAUGAAACUGUAGACACUAAUAAAGGAAAAAGAGCCGGAGUGUUGAUAGUUAAAGACCCUGAAGCUGUUGUCAAGAUAUGUAAAAAUCCCUCUCAUCAACCUUAUAUUAAUCCUAUCGAUGUCGCUAAAGCCAUUAAGGAGUUUACUAUAGAUACUUUUGAUAUUAACAAAGUCAAAACGACUAGGACAUUGGAUGACUUAAAGUCGAAAAUGAAAAUAACUCUGGCUAGAUGCAUCGAACAAAAAGACGUCGACGAUUUUUGGAAGAAUUUACUGGAAAUCAUUCCAAAAGAAAAAGUGGAUUUAUGGGAUACAAUGUAUACAGCAAUGCAAUCAUACCAUAAAGCACUGAAAAAACGUCAUGAGCUCAAUAAUGAAAUUAAAAAACUUAAGAAGAGCAAUUAUGAACUAAGAAGAUUGCUACAACGUUAUAUUGAGUCAUCAAAAUCACAGGACGAAGGAUAUGCUGCUUAUUUUAAGGAUAUUCAAGUAGAUUUAUGUGUCGAAAAUGAAUCAACAAGUUCAAAAUAA